AUGAAGGAAGAAUUUAUAGAUCACUUUUGCCCACCAUCCAAAAUAGCCAAACUCAAGAAGGCCAUUGCAAACUUUGAACAGCAAGCUGGAGAAUCUUUAUAUGAAGCAUGGGAGAGGUACAAAAGUCUGCUACGAAAUUGCCCACACCAUGAUCUAAACAACCAGCAAGAAGUUUCCAUCUUUUAUGAUGGAGUCAAUGUCACAACCCGACAGUUGCUAGACUCACAAGGCCCACUUACAAAGAAGCCACCCCCGGUGAUUAAAGAAUUGAUUGAAGAAUUCUCUAAACACUCUAGAGAAUACUACAACCCUAGGAAUGAUGUCACGAGGGGAGCCGCGUACGCUGCUACUGAAGAUUUAUCCGUGGUCAUGGCCAUGUUAAAAACCAUGGAUAGGAGAAUGGACAAAAUGGAUCAAACUAUUCAUGCCAUACGGGUGGGUUGUGAAAACUGCAAUGGACCUCACCUCACUAGAGAUUGCGAUUUGGAUGAGAACGGCAACAAAAAGGAACAAGUAUGUUAUUCGAGUGGUGACCGGUAUGAUGAAGACUGGCGCAAACAAAAGAAGGAUUGGCUGCCUUACGAAGAGUAUAAGAAGGCCAAGGAAGAGAAGUACAGACAAAAAGGAAGAGGCUUUUACCAAAAGGAGGAGUCGGUGCAAGAAAGGAAGCCAAGCUUGGAAGAUAUGCUAACUAAAUUUGUGGCCGCUUCCGAGAAAAGACAUAGUGACCAUGAUGCUGCUAUCCAAGAAACAAGAACAAUGCUCAGGAACCAGCAAGCAUCCAUCCACAACAUAGAAAAGCAGCUUGGGCAACUUGCUCAACAACUAAACCAAAGGUCACCGGGUGAGCUUCCUAGCAAAACCGAGAACAACCCACGAGGCGCACAAGUAAAUAUUGUUACCACAAGAAGUGGAAAGAUCAUUACUCCCCUGGCCCCCAUUCGAACUGAAGCAACCAAGGACUCAUAG
This is a messenger RNA of Lactuca sativa (garden lettuce), 969 nucleotides long. The record is from RefSeq and is a predicted model, not a curated record. Lineage: Eukaryota; Viridiplantae; Streptophyta; Magnoliopsida; Asterales; Asteraceae.